UUACGUUAAGUCUGUUCCCAACAAUGACACGUUAUUCUCAUUGAUAAGCAUGCCAUUAGCAGAGAAGGUGGCGCUCGGCCACCUGUCACUUUGAUCUAAGACGCGUUAGUAACGCGCUUAUGUCGCGGUGAACGUGAUGGUGAUGCGGACCGUCACGCUAUCAGAGAAGCAUGGGAGACGCCAUAACGAGGGGAGCCGGCAGUCACGUUCAUCAUUUCCUGCUCGGAGAUGGGCUUCUCAGAGUCCUAAAGAGGAAACCAUGGACCAAGCAAGGUCGACGAUAUCCAAAAUUUUUAAUGGGGAGCCUCACUCCUACACCCGAUUCAACUUGACCCAGAACAUGGAGGGAGACAACAGCCAGGUGGAGAUGAAGCUGUCCUCUGAGGUGGAUGAGGAGGUUGGGGGAAACGGCGUGGGAGACCACCUCAGUCACAACUCUAACGGAAAACCCUACAUGGUUCAGAAACUGAAGCGCACACCAAAGAGCCUCUGCUUCAUGGCAGCCGUUACCCUUCUCAUCUUCAUCAUUGGGUUCUUGGUUGGCUACACGGCUCAUCGGAGAAAAGAGACGUCUCCUGUCUGCUCUGCUUCUGUUCUUCCCUUUGAACGAGCCGUUGCCCCUGAGACCGGUGCUGCUCCUCUGAUGGACUGGGACAAAGUCAAAAGUCUCCUCAACCAAAGACUCACAGCUGCCAAAAUAGAAACGGCCUUCAGUGAGUUUUCUAAACCGAGCCACCGAGCUGGUUCUCCUGAAGAUGACUAUCUAGGGAACAAGGUGCUCCAGAGGUUUAAAGACUAUGGCAUGAACACCUGGAAUGAUGAGCACUUUGUUAAGGUUCAGGACCCUCCAGCAUCUGGCUCUAAUAGAAUCAUCUACAAGAACGAUCCAGAGGAGCGUCCGAAGGGCUUCUUGUCUUACAGCGGCAACGGAUCAGUGAAGGGUGCAGCGCUGUACGCUUGUUAUGGACAGGAGAGUGACUUUAGGUUACUGAGGGACAAGAACAUCAACAUGAACGGCAGAGUCAUGCUGGUCAGAGCUGGAAAGAUCAGCUUUGCUGAGAAGGUGGCCAAUGCUGCUAAAGUGAACGCCUCGGCCGUGUUGAUCUACCCCGACCCCGCUGAUUACUCUAUUGGAGAGACCACGGACCUCUAUGGACAUGUCCACCUGGGUUCUGGUGAUCCCUACACCCCAGGCUUUCCCUCCUUCAAUCACACCCAGUUCCCUCCUGUGGAGUCUUCAGGGCUGCCAAAAAUCCCGGCUCAGACCAUCACCAGCGCCAUGGCAACCAAAAUUCUGUGGAAGCUUGGUGGUCAGAGUCUUCCUGAAGGAUGGGAAGGUUUCCACAAAUUGGGAAAUGAGAAUGACACGAUCAGUGUGGAGGUCAACAACUUUCUAACUGAGAAGAAGAUCAACAACGUGUUUGGGGUCGUCAAAGGUUUAGUGGAUGCAGACCGAUACGUGGUUAUCGGUGCCCAGAGGGACGCGUGGGGUCCAGGCUUCGCUGCAUCAACCGUUGGUACCAGCGUCCUGGUGGAACUGGCGCGUUCGGUCUCAGACAUGGUGGAGCAUGAUGGGUUUAAGCCAAGGAGGAGCAUCGUGUUUGCCAGCUGGAGUGCAGGAGAAUACGGAAGCGUUGGCGCCACCGAGUGGUUGGAGGGAUAUUUAUCUUCUCUGGGUAUGAAAGCUUUCUCCUACAUCAACCUGGACGGCAUUGUGACAGGUCGGAAUGGAUUUAAAGUAGCAGCCAGUCCUUUGAUGCACACACUGAUUGAAAAAGCCUUGAAUGAGGUUUACUACGAGGAUAAGUCUCUUUCUUCUCAAUUUGCAAAAAGCGACUGGGAGUCAAAUAUUUUGGAGCCAAUGCAGAUGGAUAACACUGCCUAUCCUUUCCUUGCCUUUUCUGGAAUUCCCUCAAUGUCAUUCCGAUUCACCUCAGGCAGAUCGAGCUACCAAUACUUGGGGACGUUGUUGGACACCCAAGAGAAACUGAACGCUGCUACGUCCAGUCAGGUUCCUCAGCUGGCUGCAGCCGCCGGUCGGUUUGCAGGUUCUAUAGCGCUGAGGCUGGUCCAUGACCAUCUGCUGCAGAUGAACCUGAGGAAGUACGACAAGGUCAUCCGCUUUAAUGUGGCGAAGAUCAAUGCAAAGAUAAAGGCUGUUCAAAGGAUGCAGCCCCAGAUGUUGCCCAAGGCCCUGACCGUACAGUGGCUGAUCUCCGCCUCAGGUUCCUACGGCCGUGCCUCUCGCAGCCUGGAAACAGACGUUCAGAACAGUAACCUGGACGACAUUGAGACAUGUCGCAUCAUCAACGACCGCAUCAUGUCGGUGGAACGGAACUUCCUGUCUCCCUACAUUUCUCCCAGAGAGAUUCCUUUUCGUCACAUCCUGAUGGGCACAGGAUCACACACCCUCCAAGCUCUCUCUAACCACCUUGAUGCUCUCAAGGCCGACAACCCCGAGGCGGACGCUGACCUGUUCCGCCACCAGUUCGCCCUGGCGACCUGGACCCUUCAGGGCUGCGCCAACUCGCUAGCAGGGGACAUCUGGUCCCUGGAUAAUGAAAUCUAAAGUGGCGUGAGAGUCCUACCAGAAGCCUGUGUGAAACCCACAUGGCUGCCAUUACCGCGAGAGCCUGCUAACUUUAAACAUUCACAUGAAAAACCAAACACGGGGUAUCUAAAUGCAAAUAUUUCAAACACUUUGGUGCUAAUAAUGAUUGCCCUGAAAUACUCAUCUUGACAGUACUACUUAAUUUAUUUCCUGAAUGAGCUCAACAUAGAGAAUAGUUUUUUCCUUUAGGUCAUAACAAAACUAAAGGCUGUCAGCGCAGAUACAGCAAACUCAAAUAGCAGUGUCCUAAGCUAACAACCUGCUAAUUGUUUACUAUAAUUUACUCGUCCUGGUGUCUACUGCUGCGAACCUCUUGUCAGAACCAAACAGGGUUUGCAUUGGAUGCUACAAAUGCUUACAGUGCUCAAAUGGCCAAAUAUUUCCUUAGCGUAGGUUCAGGACCGUCUGCUGUAAAAGCUCAGCUCCUCAUCAGCCUUCCAAGAAAAGUCCGAAUCCUUGACCUCGUGGCAUCGGAGUGCAUCUUUUCCCCAAACACAAGGCAGUCGGUCCCAAACACGCAGCACAGAAACCCAAACCAUAUGUUUAUUUAUUGUUAUUUAUUUAUCAGUGACAGAGUUCACUAUAAAUGGCUUUUUAUCACCUUUUUUUUUUACAAUGUAUAAUUAUCGGGAGCAGUGCCUUCCAUAAUUAUGACAGUUAUACUGUCGAAAUGACAAAAGCAGCAUCUGCUUGAAGGAGUGUACGUGUGGACCGAUGGCCGGUACUGAGCAGUGUUCUCCCGCUCUACUGAACUCAACCCGGCUCAGGAAUCCCUCCAGGAUGUGUGCUCGGUACCGACCUGCCGACACACGUACACUUCUCGUUCUGACAGCAUUAUCGGGAGCAGUGUUUUCCCAUAAUGCGCAAAUAAGAAGGUAGUUUUUGCCUACCAGUGUGUGUCCGUAUCGGAGGCAGUGCCCUCCAUAUUUCACUGUAGGAGUGGAUGGUUUUAUUAUCGGGAACAGUGAUUCCCAUAAUGUGUAUAUACAGUUCUUAGCUAUGCAUCAUCGCACAUGUUGCUACAUCUUCUCUGUUCUGAUAAUCACGCGUACGUCUGAUUUGUUUAUCACAUCCAAACUUGUGCGAGGAGGCUUCUUACGCGUGUUACAUGACUUUUGUAGGACCGCCGAUUAAAACGAUGUGGGCCAGUUUGUGUGUCUAUAAUCCAACGCUUCUGGUUUAUUAUGAGUCGGACAAUGUUAAAAAUACUUCCUGCUUCCUUUUUAACUGCCUUUUCAGAGUUUCGUGUGCCUUUUUGUUUCCUGUUUUUAAAGAUGAGAUUUACGUUAAGAAAUAGUUGAUUUUAUGUUUGUUUUUCUUCUAUUUAGCGUCCAGAUGUGCUCGUGUGAAAACCUGUUACAACACCCUUAGGUGAGAUUGGAGGAAUUGGUGUGACUGGAAUUUAAAUGAGUCUGUUCAGUUUUAAAACGGCAUUUCUUAUUUUUAAAAAAAACCACCCGCUGAUCGUGUCUGCGCACGUCGGAUGAGCAGAGUGAUCUGACAUUAGGGAUCCAUCUGGUUUCGGGUGAAAAGAAAUGUUUGAAUGUGAAACAGCUUUUUUCUUACUGUAUUGUUGGCUUUGCUUGAUGAAUAAAAGUGACAUCACAUCUGAA
Messenger RNA from Nothobranchius furzeri (turquoise killifish), 4224 nucleotides. The record is from RefSeq and is a predicted model, not a curated record. Lineage: Eukaryota; Metazoa; Chordata; Actinopteri; Cyprinodontiformes; Nothobranchiidae.